AUGAGUCAGACUCGAAAAUUUUUAGCAAAAGAUUUUAUAACGACAAGUUUUAGUAUUGGCUAUCGAGUGACAAUUUGUCGUACGCAGUGCACGAAUAUUGUACCGGACCAAGAAGAGGAAGUGGCCAAUGAUGAACAUCAGGAAAACAACAACAGUUUAAAAGCUCUGGACGAAAAUGAAGCGAAACGAAUUGCACUAACAAUCCAUAAUCUUACGGAUGACGGAAAAUGGCUUAUUGCUGCUUGGACUGAGUGGUCCUAUAAACAGUUAGGAAUUAGAUCGAGAGGCAACAGACAUCGAACACAUAAAGUUGAGAUUGACGAAGGAGCAGCAGGCGAUAGUAAGGAGAAGAAAGAGGGCCGUCAUCGAGGGCAGAAAUUCAGAAAACAUGGUCAUACUGGUAGUGCAGAAGGGGAACACGGCAAGCUUCCGGCAAGUCACAGAAUCAUCAUAGAUGAAGGCGAAAACAGAGUGCAGCUACCCUCGGAUGAACCAGUUCCUUCCGGUGAAGCACAAGCAAAAGGAGCCAAAACAGCAAGUAAAGGUCAUCGUCGCCAAGGUGGACGACGACGAGGUUCCAGUGAGUGCGACGACGAUGGUUCAUAUUACGUUGAUGAGAGAGAAGAUACAAAUGAGAUUGGACACGAAGAG
This is a messenger RNA of Gongylonema pulchrum, 651 nucleotides long. The record is from the annotation of a GenBank genome assembly. Lineage: Eukaryota; Metazoa; Nematoda; Chromadorea; Rhabditida; Gongylonematidae.